Molecule: messenger RNA, 5520 nt
Organism: Pteropus alecto (black flying fox)
Lineage: Eukaryota; Metazoa; Chordata; Mammalia; Chiroptera; Pteropodidae
Gene: RASSF8
Product: Ras association domain family member 8
Exons: 6
Coding region: 212-1471 (419 amino acids)
Biological process (GO): signal transduction
Source: RefSeq, a predicted model, not a curated record
GCAGUUGCGAAACUGAGUGCCUGUGUAUCUCCUCCUAGAAUACCUAUCUGGUGCUCCACCCUUCCUCAGGACUACCUCACACUCCUGUUUGGGAACUCCAGCACAGCAAGCUGACUAUACAGAUUGCCUUCUCCGUGUUUCCAUGCCAGAGACAUGACCUGACACCUUUGAUGACCAGUCUCAGGGCCCUUGGGUGACUGGCUGGUGCACCAUGGAACUUAAAGUAUGGGUGGAUGGAGUUCAGAGGAUUGUAUGUGGGGUCACCGAAGUCACAACUUGCCAGGAGGUUGUAAUAGCCUUAGCUCAAGCAAUAGGUCGAACUGGAAGGUACACUCUAAUAGAAAAAUGGAGAGAUACUGAAAGACAUUUGGCACCUCAUGAAAAUCCUAUCAUAUCCUUAAACAAAUGGGGACAAUAUGCCAGUGAUGUACAGCUUAUUUUACGUCGAACGGGGCCAUCUCUCAGUGAGCGACCCACUUCAGAUAGUGUGGCUCGAAUUCCUGAAAGAACUUUAUACAGGCAGAGUUUGCCCCCCUUAGCUAAACUCAGACCUCAGAUUGAUAAAUCAAUCAAAAGGAGAGAACCUAAAAGGAAAUCUUUAACAUUCACAGGAGGUGCCAAAGGAUUAAUGGAAAUUUUUGGAAAAAGUAAAGAAACUGAAUUUAAGCAAAAGGUGCUGAAUAACUGCAAAACAACAGCAGAGGAGUUAAAGAAGCUAAUCCGUUUGCAGACAGAGAAGCUUCAAGCCAUUGAGAAAGAGCUAGAAUCAAAUGAAACAGAAAUACGAUUUUGGGAGCAAAAAUACAAUUCUAACCUUGAAGAGGAAAUUGUCCGGCUGGAGCAAAAGAUCAAAAGAAAUGAUGUAGAAAUUGAAGAAGAAGAAUUUUGGGAAAAUGAAUUACAGAUUGAACAGGAAAAUGAAAAACAGCUGAAGGAUCAACUUCAAGAAAUAAGGCAGAAAAUAACAGAAUGUGAAAGCAAAUUAAAGGACUAUUUGGCUCAGAUCCAGACUAUGGAAAGUGGGCUUGAAGCAGAAAAAUUGCAACGGGAAGUCCAGGAGGCACAAGUCAAUGAAGAAGAGGUUAAAGGAAAGAUUGGUAAGGUCAGAGGGGAAAUUGAUCUUCAAGGCCAACAGAGUCUGAGGCUAGAAAAUGGUAUUAAAGCUGUGGAAAGAUCUCUUGGACAAGCCACCAAACGAUUACAGGACAGAGAACAAGAGCUGGAGCAGUUGACCAAAGAGCUGCGGCAAGUCAAUCUCCAGCAGUUCAUCCAGCAGACAGGGACAAAAGUUACCGUUUUGCCAGCAGAGCCCACUGAAGUAGAGGCCUCACAUGCAGACAUAGAAAGGGAGGCACCAUUCCAGUCUGGGUCCCUGAAGCGGCCUGGUUCCUCUCGGCAACUCCCUAGUAAUCUUCGUAUUCUACAGAAUCCUAUCUCAUCUGGUUUUAAUCCUGAAGGCAUAUAUGUAUAACAUUAUCUGUCUUUAGGGGAGAGACCCCUUAAAGGUACAAAGGACAGUAAAAAUUCUUUCCUUGAUUUGUGCCAAUGAUGAACAGAGGAUAUAUUUCACAAGCCACUGUAUCUUUCUUCUGUCCUAAAUUGCAUACCACUUGGAGCCAUACCCUGUGCACUGAUGCUAAAGAACAAAGAAACUGUUUUCACACAUCAACAGUGUUGACAUUUUUAUCCAGCAGCUGUAAUGCAAAGCCUUCAUUUUUAUUUGUAGCAUUUUGAGAGCGUUAGGAAAGUAUUAUACUAUGUGUAUACAUAAAUAAAACCGUGACUUAAGAGUGAAGAGAAAUAUGUGACUGGCUUAGUUUAAUUUAUUCCAUGUAAUCAAUUAAUGUGUGAAUGCUGAUGUUUUAAUGUUUUUUAUGAAUACUUAUCCCGUGACUGAAUUACAUAACGUAUUGUGUGAUUAUGACUUUGUGUGCAUGUUCCCAGACGCCCUCCAUACGUUGCUGAUUUACAACUACACAAGUGUCAUAGGGUGCUCCACCAUUAAAACUAACUCCAAAAGAACCCACUUGCAUUUAUUUUGUGAACCUGUCCUAGCCAUUGCUUAAUUAGGUAAAAUAAUUCAGGUUUUAUUUUUAAUCUGGAGUUUAACCUUUUCUUUACAAUAUUUCCUGUAGAUGACUGACCACAUACGAGAACAGAAAUACUUGCAUGAGGCAAAUUGUAUGUUUAAAAAGUUUGCAGUACUUUAGACAUUGUUGAUCAAGAUGUAAUUGUUGAAUAUCUACCCAAACAGGCAUGGGAUUUCCUGAUACAUUUAGUGUUUCAUUUCUGCCCUGCCUUAGCAUUUUACUCUUGUGAAUCCUCAAGAGUUUUCCAUAAUACCUAAAUUAGAGACAUCUGAGGAUCAAAUCAUGUCAGUCUACUUCAGGAAGGUUGCUUUAAGUGACCUAUUUUAAAAUAACCCACUUCGUAUGUAUGGUCUUUCAGUGUAAGCACACGGUUAAUAUAUCGCUUGCACAUAAUUUACUCUGUACGUUAUGGACUAUUGUGAUUCCUCCAGUCACUUAGAGAGAAGGUGAUUGGAGUUAGGUACUUUUUACCAAGGAAAAAAAGUUAAAUUCAGUGUUUUUAUUUUUGAGCUUGAUUUUACAGGACAUUAAUCUCUACUUGUACAUGUAUUUUUUUUAUUUAUAAAACCAAAAAUGAGUCAGCACCCCUCCCAUGAAUAGUGGUUUAAAUAACUAAGAUUCACAAGUAAUAUCUAGAUGGAUGUGGUCAGAUACCUUUAGCCAUUUUUACAUUCCCUCUGAUCAUAAUUUGGUACAAUAGAAUUAAGACCUUAUUCUGAAAUUUGAAAUUUUUAAUUCUGACAAAAAUACAGUCUCUGUAUCAUUUACAUGCAUCAAAGUAACAGUGGAUUAGUAUAUUAUACCAUGGUAACAAUAAAAAGAUGUAAGUUAUAUCUUAUGCAUGAGGGCAACUUUGGAUGUUUUAACAUAUUAGACUUAUUUUUGGUUUAAUGUAUGCUGAGAAUGCUGCUAUACUUAGGUUUCCAAUGAAAAUUUUAAGAAUGGCUAUGAAAAUACAUAGAUGCUUCUAGAGGACUGAAAGUAAUUACGCAGAGUUGCCUUUUCUAGUCCAGCUAAAUGGCAGACCUCAUCUAAGGGUAUUAUUUUCUUUGGGUUCUUGGAGUUAUUGAGUUGACCUUGCCAUUAUACUGUUCUUCAAAUAACUUGAAAAAUACAUGAUUCUUACUUAAAUAACCACAACAUAUACACAUUUGCUUUCAAUUUAUAAUUUAUUUUAUAUCUGCAUACAAUUAAAAAUGAGGAUUAAAAAAUCAAAAUAAUUUGUAGAUUUUGUGACAGUAGUGAUUUAUCUAUACCUAAUAUAUGCCUUAUUUUUAAAGGAUUCCAUUCUAUACUAAAAGUUAUUUUAUUAUUGUUCAGGGAAAUUGUUACCUUAUUCACAAAGAAAAACAUUUUUGUAAAUUGAUCACAUUUAAGUCAAAUGUUAAACUAAAGAUAUAAAGAUAUUAAACUCUGAUUGUAAAUUGCAAAGUUGCCUUGGCACGCCAUGAGAAACACAAAGUCAAUACCCAAAUUAAUUAUAAAUUAUUAUUAGCAUUAACCUAAUAACUCUAAAGAGAGACUGGCAGCAUCCUUUUAACUUGUAGUAAGUAGUCUUGGGUUCCCCAGCAUAGUAUCAUAGGUUACCUCUCCGACAACUUCAUCCAAACUCUCAAGCUGCCAAAUAAUCUUUACGGACCUAAUUACAGAUGAAAAUACUACUUCCUGGGUAAGAAGAGUAUAUACACAUGAAGUUGAUGAAUACAUUGAGCAGCUAUACUUUUUAAUCAGUUGUAUCACUUCUGGAAAUACACCUCUAAGAAAUGUUUUCUAAGUUUUUUUAAAUAGUGCAAAGAAAAUUCAUUUCCCUAGAACAUCUAAAAAUAUUUUAGUCUGUCGCUAAUUAUUUUUACCCAUGAAUACAGAUGAAUUAGAUUAAGUGCCACGUCUUUGGAUACAUUUUGGAGGGGAGGCGGGGACAGUGGUAUAUGGAAAUACCAAAUAUAAAAUUUUGCAUCUGGAGAAAUAUUCAGGUUCUAAAUAUUAAAUUAGAUGACAAGGUUUUUUUAUAUAUAUAUAUAAUACUGCAGGUUGUUUUAUUGUGAUUUUCUACAAAAUUUAAAAUACAUUAGAAGAUAAUUUUUUUUAACCAAGGGAUAAUUUGAAAUAGCAUUAGUAUAUUUGACCCAUAAGUAUCUGUCAUCCUCAGAGAAUGAUUUGUAGUGGGUUGCCUCAGUCCUUUUGUUGUUCUUAUGAGAUACUUUGGUUUGUUAGCAUUUGUUUUUUGUCUUGAUGCACAGGGAACUUAUAUGUGAGACUUCAAUUGGUAUUAAUUCCAUUUAAACCCCUCAGUCAUUACUAAACUAAUUAUCAAUUCCUAUAGUUCAAAUUUGUCAUAAACUAGAGCUAAAAUAAGACAGAUACUGUAAAAAAUAUAGAAUUUAUGGUGUGAAUGUGAAUUUUAAGUGUUCAAGAAUAGCAAAUAAGCACUUGCUUCCAGAGCAUAAAUUUUUUGCAUGCAUUAAAAGAAAAUUUUCUUUGUGAAUAAAAACAAAACAGACUUUAGAGAAAAGAAACUUUAUCAAAACCAUUUCUGUGAACAUCUUUCCAAAUUAGAACUAUAAUAAUGGAUUGAGUAAAUAAGGAAAAAGCAAAAUCUCUUAUUGCAGGUGUGCAAAGGACAUGAGCAGAUGGGCAGUUCCCUGUGUGCAUUGCCUUUGAAAAAUCAGGCCUUAAUUUAUAUGUAAAUAACAAUGCUAUGUUCACAUCCUUCUUCUACCUGUCUUUAUUAGUCUGUAUUGUAUAAAACUUAGGUCACAAGUAUUACUUUUAUAUUAUGUCCAUUUUUUUAAUUGCAUGUUUAUACUAUUUGCUACAGUAUUUUUAAGUUUUGGGUGAAGGCCACCAGCUGUAUGGAGAAGACAAAACAAUCACUAUUUAUUCAGUAUUGCUGCUUUACAUUUCCAGAAUAAGCUUUCGAUGCCAGGUCAGUGACUGCCUGAAAGCUGCAGGAGCUCUAUUCCAAUGCAUUUUAUAUAUUUUUAGAAAACAAACACAGAUAACUAUUUAGUAUGCUAAUUAUAUUAAACCAGCAGAAAUAUAAAGGCAAUAAAGUAUAUACAUAUAUAUGGGGGAGGGAAGGGGUGAGGAAAAGGUUAAAAAAAAUAGGUUUACAGCCAGAUAUGGUGAUAGCCCUAAAUGUAUUUCUCAAUUUGUCUUUCUUUAUUGACCCAAAGAAGAUUUGAGUUGCUGCAGCUUUAAACAGAAAAUUGCCACGUUCACUAAUUGUAGACACAUAAAUAUGCUUUUAGUACUGCUUUGCUCAUGUACAAAUAAAAUAUCUGUAAUCUGUAUUAUAUGUAAUUAUUAUUUUCUUUUGACUUUCACUUCAAAAUGUAUAUUUUCUGAUUAUUAUCAUGAGCUGUAAAACAAAGGAUCAAUAUCUGAUAUUCUCCCAAAUAAUAAAUUUUCAGGAUUCAUUGGGGUAUUA